Molecule: messenger RNA, 1962 nt
Organism: Mytilus californianus (California mussel)
Lineage: Eukaryota; Metazoa; Mollusca; Bivalvia; Mytilida; Mytilidae
Product: serine-rich adhesin for platelets-like
Exons: 4
Coding region: 58-918 (286 amino acids)
Source: RefSeq, a predicted model, not a curated record
AGUACUGUCGAAACAACAGAAAUUAAAACAACGAAUGAUAAAGGUAAAACCUAUGACAUGAGUACCAAUAUUGAGAGAACAACUACAACAGAUGCUAGUCAUGUACCUAGUUCAUUAACAUCAACCACUGAGAACGAUUCGACAACACAUCCUGCAUCUAAAAUAAGCAAUCAUGCCACAACAACGACAAAAGAGAUGAUUGAACCAACCACAGAAACAAGUACAGAAGAAAUAACACAAAUUAUGACCAUAACUGACAAAACUAGAACGCAUGAAAUAACAACUAGUAUUGAGAGAGCUACCACUGCAGUGGACAGGACAAGUGCCAGCAAAUUAACAUCAACAACAUCAGGAAAUGCAGUAACCGCAACAAAUGCCAACAACAUAGCGAUAACAACUCCAGGAAAUCCAGCAACCGAUAAAAGUGAUAGUAAAACAACGACACAAGCUUCAAAAACCACAUUGACUUCACAAGAUGAAACAACUACUUCAAAAGAUAUAAGCUCUUCAACCACAGCAUUCAACGCUGAAUCAACUGUAACAAAACAAUCAACUACUUUUGACAACUAUGUCUCAACUACUGCAAGCAAUACACUUAAUCUAAGUGAGUCGAAAACGUCCGGAGUGUCACCAGGGAUAUACGGAGCAAUUGGAGGAGCCUUGCUUUUGAUAAUUGUAGCAGCUGUUGUGAUAUACAAAUGUGGAUUCAGAAAGCCUAAUGGACGUCCAUCAAUUCUUGUCGAAAGUAGUGAAUCGACAUUGAAUGCUAACAAGAGUGAAUCUAAAGGAACAGCCCCAACUGCAACGAUUUGUCCACAACAGUAUACCAGAGAAUCGAGCCAUCUAUCCAUUAGUUGGUCAGAAAGUUCUAGACCAAAUACUCCUGUUAACCUCUUUCUCGCUAAAGCAGAUAAAUAGCGACGAAGACUGAUACUCGUUUUUUUUUUCCUCAAAGAUAAACAAAAAUAUAACAAUGAUGAACUACCACUUUGUUUGUUUAUUAUAAGUUAGAUAUUGGUAAAGGUUAUGUAUGUUUAUGCUGACGUGCGAUUUUAUUUGAUAUAUUAACUCACUAACUUCCUUUAGAGUUUUUUUCUAUUUGAGCUCCACUGAUAAGUCUUAUGUAGAUAAACCUGCGUACUAUAUGAAAAUAACACUUUAUAGAUUAUUCCUUGGUAUCUUUGUUUAUUUUUAAUCUUCUUCUGUUCUGUUGAUGUUCACAUGCAAACAACAAAUAUUUUGUUUCAUAUAAGUUAAUUAAAAAAAAAAUGAGCAUUGUUUUUCAUUUUGGAAAAGUCUAAAAGAUAUAUUACCACAUUUUAACUUGAUUACUAAUGGAUGGUUUCAUAAAACAUUUGUACUAAAUCAACGGGAUAAAUUCGUCCAUAUUCUUGCACUGAAUGAUGGAUUUUUAUUUCCAAAUUCAUAAUGUACAUAACAGAAUUAUUAAAUUAAAAAACGUUACUAUGGUUUAUGUAUAACCUUGAAUAUAGCUAGCUCUCUUACUCUUUCCAUCUUGCGUACCAAGCUACGUUUGUUUCUUUACAAUAGAUAUGCAUAUGAACUAACCAAAUUGUUUUACGAGUAACUAUGGUAAUAAUAGGAAGCCAAAUGUAAACAUUUCUUAGCAAUUUAUAUUUUCUUAAAGGAACCGCGAUAUAGAGGUUAUUGAAACUAGUGAAAUACAAUUUGAAAUCGUUGAUUUAAAGGUGUGUAAUAGUUUUGUCGUAAUAAUCAGAAAGGCUUAAAAGGAGUUUCAUAUAUGGAAUUGUAUAAAAUUCCAUUUUUACAUAGAAAUGUGAGAUACGGAAAACGUCUAUACAUUUUUUGGUAGAAAAACUAAACUUUUCUUUAGUCAAACUUCAACAUUGCAAUGAAAAUUGGUCUUAUGGAACGGAAAAUGUCUAUUUAGUGUAAAUUUGAAGAAUAAAAAUUGUUGUACACACCCUUAUGCAUGUGUUA